Molecule: messenger RNA, 222 nt
Organism: Cetraspora pellucida
Lineage: Eukaryota; Fungi; Glomeromycota; Glomeromycetes; Diversisporales; Gigasporaceae
Source: the annotation of a GenBank genome assembly
AUGAAAUAUCUUUUCUGGCUUAUAGUUCUUAUUUGCGUUGUUCAUGGUUUGGUGAUUCAUGGAUCACCUCUUCUUAAAGUUCGAUCUAGUAAUCUUAUAAAACGCUGUACUCCUGGUAACGGAAAAGGGGAUUGCCGUCUUUAUGAAAAAUGUGAUUCUGCUGCUGACUGCAAGAAGGUACAAUUCUUUAUCAUUACUAAUGGGCAAGCUAAUAAUUGUUAG